GUGUGACGUGUAUGCUGGUUUUUGCUAUUAUUACAGCCGUCCUUGGAAUGUUCCAGUUUGGCUAUAACACUGGAGUUAUCAAUGCUCCACAGAAAAUUAUUGAAGAAUUCAUCUCGGAGAUGUACAGAGAGAGGACAGGGGAAUACAUUACCGAGGAUUUCAAGAGGUUCUUGUGGUCAGUGACAGUGUCCAUCUUUGCUAUAGGGGGUAUGAUCGGAGGCAUAUCAGGGGGAACAGUUGCUAACCAGUUUGGGCGGAAAGGAGGUUUGGUUGUAAACAACAUCAUGGGGAUAUUAGGAGGUGUUCUCAUGGGGCUCAGCAAGACGUCAAACAGCAUCGAGAUGCUCAUAUUUGGACGCCUUUUUAUAGGAAUUAAUUGUGGCCUGAACACUGCCCUAGUGCCAAUGUAUCUUUCGGAGAUUUCACCACUUACAUUAAGAGGUAGAUUAGGUACUCUUAAUCAGCUAGCUUUGACAGUAGGGCUCUUCCUCUCCCAAGUAUUUGGGAUUCAGUUCUUUUUGGGCACUUCCACGGGGUGGCCAUACCUAUUAGGAAUAGCAGUGAUUCCAGCCAUACUUCAACUUUGUUUGUUACCACUUUGUCCUGAAAGUCCCAGAUAUUUGCUCAUUUCUAAACAACAAGAAUCACAUGCAAGGGAGGCCUUACAAAGGUUAAGGAGCUCAAGUCAAAUAGAAGAUGAUAUAGAAGAAAUGAAAGCAGAGGAGCGGGCUCACCAACAUGAAGUAGAGAUAACCAUGUGGCAGCUGAUCAGGAACAAGUCACAUCACCUUCCUUUGUUAAUUGGUAUUGUCAUGCAGUUGUCACAACAAUUCUCAGGCAUCAGUGCAGUGUUCUAUUACUCCACCAACCUCUUCACAGAAGCAGGACUUUCAGAUACAACAUCAAGGUACGUCACCAUUGGAGUUGGAUUUGUUAUGGUUGCCAUGACAUUGGUAUCUAUUCCUCUGAUGGACCAUGCCGGUAGAAGGACAUUACAAAUUUAUGGUCUUGGGGGAAUGUUCAUUUUUAGUAUUUUCAUCACCAUUUCAUUACUUGUUAAGUUCCUUUAUACGUGGGUUACGUACAUAAGUGUUGUGAGUACACUAAGCUUUGUCGUCUUCUUUGCAAUAGGACCAGGCUCAAUCCCUUGGAUGAUUACUGCUGAGCUGUUUUCACAAGGACCACGGCCUGCUGCCAUAAGUAUAACAGUGCUAGUCAAUUGGUUUGCCAACUUUGUUGUCGGCCUGGUCUUUCCAAUGAUGCUGCAUGGUUUUGGAAGCUACACUUUUCUCCCCUUUACUGCACUACUAGCAAUUUUCUGGACGUUUACCUACAAAAUGGUUCCCGAAACCAAGAACAAAACAUUUGAAGAUAUUGAUGCUCUCUUCAGGAGGAAGGAUAUGAGUAAUAUUAAUGGCAUGAAUAUCCCACGGAAAUCUAUACAGUCAGGAGAAUUCAUAUUUGAAGACAAAGCAGUUGAAUCGUGUAAGAUAAUAUUGAAUAUUCCACGGAAAUCUAUACAGUCAGGAGAAUUCAUAUUUGAAGAAAAGACAGUUGAAUCAUGCCCUUUACAUCAUCGUUCUCAAUGCCAAUUAGAAGAACUUUCCCAUAAAAACAAAUUUGUGGAGGUGGCUCCUAACCAUUUAGAGGAUCGACUCUAGUAUAGGCAAGGCAGAUGAAACUCCUGCUAUAAUAACAGAGUCAGGCAGUGGGUUUGUAACAACCUUUAAUUGAAGCACCAUCAUUGACAAAGUUCAUUCUGCUCAGGUAUAUGUUCAAAUAAGAAGUUCACAAGUCAGUGACAGCUGAUUGUACAGUCGUGCCCUCAAGUAGUUUGCCAUUUCAUCUUUUUCAGUUUGUGUAUUUUUAUUGAGACAAGUCAAACAAUAUAAAAAAAAAAGUUUGAGUAUAAUUACCCAAAAUCAUAAUUUAACAAUGGAAAAAUAGGCCAUUUCAGAUAUAUUUUUCUUAACAGAGAAAUCUGAAGGAAACUCAGAAACUAUGGAAAGUUGGUUGGCUUUUCAACUACCUAUGUCAGUUCAUAUUCAUGUGUGACACUCAUGUUUUUAGAGUUCAUAUUAUCAUAACAGGCUGAUACAACUAAUGAAAUAAAAGAAAUGGCUCUUAUCCAUCCAGUUUUGUUGCAGAUCUGCUGGUAUCAGUUUCCUUUGUCAUUUUAUUGUCAAAUAUUUGGACUAGUUAAGUGACCUCUAACCUGCCAGGGCAGUCAAGUGACCAAGCUAUGCAGCUAUCUUUUCACUCUUCAACAAGGGUUAAGACAUUGUGAAAAAUAAGAUUUUUCAGGUUUCUGUAUAUCCACCAUUAGACUAGUGGAAUGCCAGCCUUUUGGGAACCUUACAUCACCUUACACUAAAUCUAUCAGAACGAGUUUUUCUAAAGUGAAGUUGCCUUUUAUAAUUUUAAUGUGUUUUUGUGUAAAAAAUAUAAAAAGAUUUCCAGGUGCCCCGUGACAAAGUGUUCAUUGAAUAUCAUUAUACCCAGUUUACUUACUUUCAGAUCCCUGAAAAACAACAACAUUGGACUGCAUGUUCUGUCCAGUUGUAAUGUCAGAGUUAGUUGUAAGUUAAGUAAAAGCAUAAAUUUGUGGAUUUUUAUUUUAAGAUCUUUCUAGAAACAAAUCUACAAAAUGUUAAAUAUUUAUGCACAAAGGAAGAUGGAAUAAGUUGAUCAUAACAGUAAAUGAUUCAUCUAAUUAGGAAGGAUAUUUUAAUACUUUGAUCUUUCAUCUAAUUAGGAAAGAUAUUGUAAUACUUUGAUCUUUCAUCUAAUUAGGAAGGAUAUUGUAAUACUUUGAUCUUUCAUCUAAUUAGGAAGGAUAUUGUAAUACUUUGAUCUUUCAUAUAAUUAGGAAGGAUAUUGUAAUACUUUGAUCUUUCAUCUAAUUAGGAAAGAUAUUGUACUACUUUAAUCUCUCAUCUAAUUAGGAAGGAUAUUGUAAUACUUUGAUCUUUCAUAUAAUUAGGAAGGAUAUUGUAAUACUUUGAUCUUUCAUAUAAUUAGGAGGGAUAUUGUAAUACUUUGAUCUUUCAUAUAAUUAGGAAGGAUAUUGUAAUACUUUGAUCUUUCAUCUAAUUCAAUUUAAAAAUAUUUCUUAAGAGUGCUUGACCUUCAUUUGGUUAGCUAUUUUAGAAUUCUCAAAACCAGUUGGGUAGCUUUUAAUAUUGUUUUUUUUUAUCUAGAUUAAAAUAAAACCUCACAAUUCUCAAGCUUCUGUUGGAACUAAAUGUUAUUUAUGGAUUGUUAUGAAAGAAAACAGUCUCUUUUUGUAAGGAUGUUUUCUAUUUUGUUAAAUAAUUGUCUACUGUAAAACCAAAUACUGAUUAAUUAGUCUGUAAGAGCUUUACUAACAUAUUUUUGGUGCCAAAUGUUCUAUAAACAGGGAUAAACUUUCUCCUAUAUUAUUGUAGAUGCUAGGUAAAAAUGUAAGUUAGCAAUCUGUAAAUAAAAUGUACAGUCUGUAUACUAGUCUUCUUGUACUUGUUAACUUUGCUCAAAAGGAUGUAACAAGAGAAAUUAUUUGAUACAGUGUAAUAUUCGGGUUUUCUAAAGAAUAAUCAGACAAAGGUUUAUGGGUUUAUGAAAUGUUUAAGUGUGAAUUUUUCCAAACUUGAAAUCUUACAUAAUGUGUUUAAAAUGUAGUUCACAACAUGCAAAACCAGUUCUUGUUAUCCUCAUAAUAAUUAAUUAAAAACCCAACAGAUGGCUUCUCAUCUUAGAGUAAAUAGACAAAAUAUAUAUAUAUUGUUGGACUAAAGAGACAUAUACUUGUUUCUUCCUUGAAUUAUUUCAAUAAAAAGUACAAAUUUAGUACUUGAAUUAUUAUUUUAUAUUGGUUAACGGCAUAGUAUUGUGUACGUUAAGUUUCAAAAGGCUUACAAGUGUUAAGCAUUGGAAAAUAUGAAUAUUUUCUGUGUAUGUGCAAUAGUUUGCCUACUUUAAUGGUUCAAGGCUUUCGAACUGGCAGACAGUCUACACUGAUACUCCAGUCACAAGGUUUUUCUACAAGAUAUGAAUGUUGUUGAACCUAGAAUGUAUUCAUGUUUUUCUUUUCAGUAAAUAGAUGAAAUCUUGCUUAUCCUACAGUGAACUGUUGUAAAGGAUAGCCAGCCAAUCUCUGUUCGAGUGUUUAUAUAAUGGCUCACAUGUUUAAGUAACUAUGGUACAGUUUUAGGCAAAUUUUGUAAGCCAACAUAUAACAGAACCCAUCUUUCUUCUUGUUCAUUGGUGUCUUACGUAAACUGUAAAAUAUUCAUAUUACUCUUAACUGUACAUCAAGAGUGAGAUGGUAAAUGAGCUUUAACAGUUAUUUAUAUUAUUUUACCAGUGGGUAGGUGAUAGUUUGGAAUACUUACAUGACAGCUGGACAAAGCUGUACUUUGGACCCAGGGGGGAAGUUAAGAGGCUCAAGUAUAACACUUUAUAAGAAAAAAGCUAAAUUAUAUAUAUAAAAUAAGUUAUUUACGUUAUAAAACCUUCACGUGUUACCUAUUUGAGUAGAUGUUAGAGAUUUCGUAAUAAAGCAAAAAGCGUUUGUUUGUUAUUAAGCACAAAGAGUCAUUUGUAAAUUGUCAAUUGAAAGUUGUAAUAGAAUAUCAAACAAUCAAACCUAAAGCCAAGAAUAUAAGAUAACAAUAGUACAGGAGGUCUAUUAGAACCUGACCCUCCCAGGUCGCAAAAUACCUAAAUUCCGAUGAUUGAUCCAGCAGGUAACCAGCCUGUAGUAUAGCUUUGCGCUAACACACACACACAAACAGUUAAAUUACUUGGGGUGAUAACCUUUGAUUUAUUAAACGCGUGAAAAAAAACCGCAUUGCACACAUUCCGUGAGUUUUUAAAAUUGUCUGAAUCAUGUGCAAACUUCAUGAACAGAACUUUUACUUCUCAAUGUGCCUCUGAGGAACUUUAAUUCAACUAGGACCACAGUAAGACCGUAGACAACUUCA
Limulus polyphemus (Atlantic horseshoe crab) is the source of this 4964-nucleotide messenger RNA. RefSeq names its product glucose transporter type 1-like. Gene Ontology annotation, molecular function: hexose transmembrane transporter activity. NCBI's taxonomy places the organism in Eukaryota, Metazoa, Arthropoda, Merostomata, Xiphosura, Limulidae. The record is from RefSeq and is a predicted model, not a curated record. Bases 12 to 1661 code for a protein of 549 amino acids. Gene Ontology annotation, cellular component: membrane. The transcript has 14 exons. Gene Ontology annotation, biological process: monosaccharide transmembrane transport.